Panonychus citri (citrus red mite) is the source of this 802-nucleotide messenger RNA. RefSeq names its product 60S ribosomal protein L27-like. The record is from RefSeq and is a predicted model, not a curated record. Bases 93 to 503 code for a protein of 136 amino acids. Gene Ontology annotation, cellular component: cytosolic large ribosomal subunit; ribosome. Gene Ontology annotation, molecular function: structural constituent of ribosome. Lineage: Eukaryota; Metazoa; Arthropoda; Arachnida; Trombidiformes; Tetranychidae. The transcript is spliced from 2 exons. Gene Ontology annotation, biological process: translation.
AAAAUCAAUCAAUUGUUUAUUUUUAUUUUCUGUUUUAAUUUAUAACAUUUAUUUAUCUGAGUUAAUUAAUUAACUCAAUUAAUUUAGUCAAAAUGGGUAGAAUAAUGAAACCGAAUAAAGUUGUGCUCAUUUUGAGCGGUCGUUAUGCCGGAAGAAAAGCUAUGGUUCUAAAGAAUCACGAUGAAGGUACAUCAGAUCGAUCCUAUGGACAUGCAGUUGUCGCCGGUAUUGACCGAUAUCCAAGAUCGAUUAAAGUGAGGAUGUCCAAGAAAAAGAAAGUGAAACGAUGUAGAAUCAAGCCUUUCAUUAAGACUUACAAUUACAAUCAUUUAAUGCCAACUCGAUAUGCAGUGGAUAUCCCAUUAGAUAAAAGUGUAUUGGCAAAGGAUGUUGUUAAAGAUCCAUCAAAAAGAAUGAAAGCAAGACGAGAAAUUAAAGCUAAAUUUGAAAGUAAAUACAAGGAAGGAAAACACCGGUGGUUCUUCAGUAAAUUACGAUUCUAAUUUAACUUUUAUUGUUCUAUUUUGUGAUAUGUGAAGUAGUGAUCAAACGAUGAUUUAAAAUUAAAUGUCAUAAAUUUGUAAGUAAAAAGUGACGACAUCUUUUGUUACCACAACUUUCAACACAAUCUCAACAAAUCAUCAAUUCUACUACAAUCAACAAGUGGGAAUAAUUUUUGGAUUAAUUGAUGAAUAAAACUUUUGCUAGAUCAACAAUAUUACCAUUGAUCAAUUAUAUUAAAUAACAACUAAUUGUAAAUCAGAUCUCAAUCAUAAUAGUAAGAUCACUUUCUCCAACUCGA